This is a messenger RNA of Centrocercus urophasianus (Greater sage-grouse), 661 nucleotides long. Its product is annotated as calmodulin, striated muscle. The transcript is spliced from 2 exons. Gene Ontology annotation, biological process: regulation of ryanodine-sensitive calcium-release channel activity. Gene Ontology annotation, molecular function: calcium ion binding. Lineage: Eukaryota; Metazoa; Chordata; Aves; Galliformes; Phasianidae. The record is from RefSeq and is a predicted model, not a curated record. Bases 23 to 472 code for a protein of 149 amino acids.
CGAGCAGAGAGCGCGGGACGCCAUGGCCGAGCGGCUGUCGGAGGAGCAGAUCGCCGAAUUCAAGGAGGCUUUUUCCCUUUUCGAUCGCGACGGCGACGGCUGCAUCACCACAAAGGAGCUGGGCACCGUCAUGCGCUCACUGGGGCAGAACCCCACCGAGGCGGAGCUGCAGGACAUGGUGGGAGAGGUGGACGCGGACGGCAGCGGCACCAUUGAUUUCCCCGAGUUCCUCUCGCUGAUGGCGAGGAAGAUGAGGGACUCGGACAGCGAGGAGGAGAUCCGCGAAGCUUUCCGCGUCUUCGACAAGGACGGCAACGGUUACAUCAGCGCGGCGGAGCUGCGGCACGUCAUGACCAACCUGGGAGAGAAGCUGACGGACGAGGAGGUGGACGAGAUGAUCAAGGAGGCAGAUUGCAACAACGACGGGCAGGUCAACUACGAGGAGUUUGUGAGGAUGAUGACGGAGAAGUGAGCUUCGUCCCCAGCCCGCAGGGAAAACAGAGACCAUGGCUGCCCCCAGCCCCUCCAUCCCCUACUGCCUUCUCUCUGCCAUCCUGGGCUGAAAAAUGAUCUUUUAUCCCAACUGGAGCAUCGCCAACCUACGUCUGUGUUGGAUGCAGGAGAGGGCUUGGGUCACGACAGCUUGGCAUGAUGAUAGACA